AUGAUCGUUCCGGCUCGCAGAGAGCCAUCAGCCGAAGCCUCAAUCAAUGAGCGAAUUCUCAGUCUAGUGACAAGUCUCUCAGAUAGAGUCAAACAUCUCGAGUCAAAAUUUGAUAGGGAUGCUACACUAAAGAGGUAUGUAGCUGAUGGACCUGUUGAGUCUUUCGAGGAGCAUGGCUCGUCUUCCACGCCACUGGAGCGAGCAGCUAAGCGAGCUCGCAUCCACGAUUCAGAUGAGAGACAAUCCAUUCAAAGGAUCCAUGAAGAAAUUUCUCUUACCGAGAAUGAUUCUACUUCUGGUCAAAAUGGGUCUGACGCUGAGGUCGAAGAUGCCGCAACAGUUUUGGAGUUCCUGGCUUGGGGAAGGCUGAAGGAGAGUAAUCUCACGAGCGGGAUCAGGAACCCGUCCAUUGUCCAUGAUCAAGGAAAUCACCAAGAGCAAGAUAUGCUACAAAAUGUCCAAGCAUGGGGAAAGUCUCCAUCGUCGGUAUCUGGAGGAAUCGUUCCGAUAGAAACAAUGCAGGUUUCACAGAUUCAGGCGUUGCUCCCAACGAAGAUGCAAGUGUUUCUUCUUUUCGAGUAUCACGCCGACUGGUUACUGUUCAUGCAUUGUUCAUUCCAUGUUCCUACUUUCAGAAAAGAGCUUGAUCAGUUCUACGACGAGGACCAAGGAGUCAUCAGUAUCACGAGUGCCGGGCUUCAGUGGGCAGCGUUGCUUUUCGCAAUCAUUUGUGGAAGUAUGACUUCCGUGCAGCCUGCCGAAGUCUUGAAAUGGGGGUUCCAGCAAGAAGAGCAAAGCAAUUUGGCGAAGUGUUGGUACCAAGCAUCAAUUGAAUGCCUCAACGCAGCUCGGUAUCAGCAAUACCACAGCUUGUAUAGCGUCCAAGCUAUUGCAUCGUCGACAAUAUCUGCUCAUAUACUUGGAUUCUCCAACUCUCAAUCAGUACUUCUCGCAUCAGCUGUUCGAAUAGCCCAGUCACUCGGACUUCACAGAUUGGGGAAGUAUAGAAGAACAGCUAGAGAGUCCCAAAUAGACGAUGUGACUGAGAAGGUCCAGAAAGAGCUAGGCAAAAGAUUGUGGCAGCAACUGGCUACACAGGACUGGUUUUCUGUUCCAUUUUCUGAGACCUACUGUAUCAAUCCAUUGCACUUCACUUCCAAAGCUCCACGUCACUGCGAUGAAGAUACGAUGGAAGCUAUCCCGGUAUCCCACCCGGCUAUCACCACUUACGGGAACUUCUUGUUCAGAGUAGCAGCACUGAUGCCUGCCCUCCAAGACCGGUCGUCUGAAGCUCACAGUAUGGACGUAAAAUAUGAACAUGUUCUAAGAUUUGAUAAGAUGAUGAGAGACCUGGUUAUUGCACAGCUUCCACCAUGCCUCAAUAGUCAGACUCAGGUUGAUCCAAUGUGGCCGCACUGGGUAGCUGUUGCUCGCCGAUGUCUCACGAUUACAUCUGCUCAUAAAAUCAUUAUGAUUCAUCGGAGAUUUCUGGGGAUGAGUUUUCAUGAUAAGAAAUUUGCGUUCACUCGCAGGACUUGUUUGGCUGCAGCCAAAACAAUCAUCAAUGAAAUAAAACAGGAGGUUCCCGAUGAAAGUCCAAUCCUAUGGACAACUCAGGCUUUUAGUGUAGCUGCCGCGAUAAUCUUGGCAUUGGACAACUUCAGCCAUCACCAAUCGGCACGAGAAUCCGAAGAACAUCGACAAUUAAUUACCGAAACAAUAUCGAUACUUUCAAAGAGCGUCUCGAUAAGCUUGAUAGCCGCUCGUGGCACACGCCUCUUGACCGACCUACAAGCCGAGGAGCGCAGACAUGCUCAGUGCAACGGCGGUUCGUCGUUACCAAAUGACAAGGGGAAAGCUAGCGAGAACCUUUCUCUAUCGAAUCAGUCCGAGAAGAGCUUAGAUGUUGCAGCAUUCGUGAAGAAGUUCUGUCAAAGCGAUCACCCUCCAUCUGGAAAUUCGCCGCUCGCGACCUCACACAUGCCACUCUGGCUGCAGCAAGAAAGCUCUUCUCAAACAUAUACAGAAAGUCAACGUGGGCGUAGCCACGUCUCUUACCCAUCUUUCCAUCCCAGAGCACCUCGGCCAUCUUCAUCAUACGAAAUUCCUGAACCAGGUUAUCGCUUCUCUCCAGCAAUCAGACGACAGCACGAAAGUUUUACCGACCCUUUCACACAAAAUAUUUCCGAUUCUUUCGAUAUCCGAACGGUCAACGUAAUUUCUCCACAAGCCUUUUGAUUUCUUCAGGCAAGAAUACUGAUAUGUCAACAGUGGUUCGAUGAUCUCUUGGGUCUGGCUCCUUCGAAUUCUAUAUGAGACUUCCCAUGAAACACUUAAUCAAACUCUUGCAGCGCUAGCAGUAUGAAGUGUACAGAUCACCACUGUGCAAAUACUUAUUCAUUGAUUUUGAUCAUCAUAAUAGAGCCAAAACAGAUUCCAUCGCCUUCACAACCCCCGCAGUGUCUUCCAGCACCUGCUGGUGACCCGAGUGUACCACUUCAAUAGUAACCUUCUCAUUUCCUCCUCCAAUCAAGCCUCUCAACUCCUCAGAUCUCGAAGGCGGCGAGAUGUUAUCCUGAUCUCCUGCUAUCAGAACUGUUGGGCAUGUAAUCGCGGAGUAAUCUGGAUCGAUAUGACUCUUCGCGCAUACAGCUUCACACGUGGCAGCGUAUCCCUCAGCUGUCUGUGAACUGAUCAUCUGUCUAACGACCGUUCGGGAGAGAUCUGAUGAACUCGGUGCCACAUUGUUGUCGAUGGUGGAAUCUCUGAUACCGUGAAUGCCUUCUCUAGCUUUUGCUCCGAGACCAGUCAUGCGCUCCACGACGGCCGGGAUGUGCGAAGCCGAUCUCCCAGGACCGAUAAGAACCAGACCACGGACUUUUGGAUGCUGAGAUGCGUAGUGCAUGGCGACGAUGCUCCCAAGAGAGUGGCCAACGAGUAUCGGUGGCUCUUUGGUAUCUCGUGAUUGGAGAAUGGAAGCGAGGUCGUCAACAAAUUGAGGUAUUGACAACGGAGACUCGAAACUGCUGAAUCCGGA
This is a messenger RNA of Cadophora gregata, 3037 nucleotides long. RefSeq lists its product as uncharacterized. NCBI's taxonomy places the organism in Eukaryota, Fungi, Ascomycota, Leotiomycetes, Helotiales, Ploettnerulaceae. The transcript is spliced from 7 exons. Bases 1 to 2238 code for a protein of 745 amino acids. The record is from RefSeq and is a predicted model, not a curated record.